AUGCCAUGUAAGCUUUCAUGCAUCCACGUUGGCCUCAUCAUCGUCUCGCGUUCCCUUGGCAGCAUAAAGCCUCCCUUUUACCCUCGACAACCCAAGGAUCAGAGUGAAUUGAAUUGCCCAUCUACUGUUGCACCGCAUAACAGUGACAGAAUAAUUACGCCUUUGUAUCUUCUUCACCCUUCACCUUUCCAAAACAUACAGACAAUGCGCCAAGCCAUUUACACCAUUCUUCGUUGA
Pochonia chlamydosporia 170 is the source of this 237-nucleotide messenger RNA. RefSeq lists its product as hypothetical. The coding region runs from base 1 to 237 and encodes 78 amino acids. The transcript has a single exon. The record is from RefSeq and is a predicted model, not a curated record. NCBI's taxonomy places the organism in Eukaryota, Fungi, Ascomycota, Sordariomycetes, Hypocreales, Clavicipitaceae.